AGGGGAGAGAGCAAAGCCAGCCUCCAGCCAGCGGAAAACAGACUAUGCCAAGAGCAUAUUGAAAAGCUGUCUUCAGCCAGGGCUGGCCAGUUGAACAACUCCAUUCCCUGUUCCGAUUUGCACACUAGGCUCUUUGACGCAACAGAAAACUGUUCUCCUGUGUGUGUGUGUGUGUCCACCCCCUGCCCCCAUUUCCUCUUAAAUCUGCCUGGACAAUUUGGGUUUGUGAUUUUUUUCCUCUUCAGAUGCAAGUUUAUGUGAGGAUAUCUUCUUGACCAGUUCAUUCCAUGAGGCUGGGUUCUCUUCCUCGCCUCCCAACACACACUCACCUUCCUGUUUUCUGUCAGGAAACUGGAAAGGAACACAAGGCUCUCAUUGCAGAUCUGCGGCUGAACUCCUGACCAUUUGACAGUCAAGCGCUGCCCUAGCAAGCAGUGUUCACAGCUCGCUGGCAAGUUAGCAAUGCUCAGGAAUUAAAAAGCUGGUGAGCCUUAAGUGUGGUUUUUUUAAAAAAAAUCUUUGCAUUUUAAAGAAGUCUUCCGUGAUCUCCAGUGUGUCUUAUGCAAGAUAAUAAAUUAUCCUCAUUUUGAAAGUUGGAACAAAGUUACAUCUUGCACCUCACGGAAGACAGCAAUGCCCAGCAGUAUGGAAGAGUACAUGUAGGAUACUUGCUUACAAUUUUGUAAGUAACAAAGAAUUUUAGGGCAGUCAGUUUUGGAAGAUGUAUACUUUUGAAUUCCUUAUCUGUCUAGUAAUUUCCUUGUAACCUGUAUUUGCAUGGUACGGUAGACAUUUAUCUGAAAUGCUUUGGCUUUUAAAAUUUUUUUAAUUGAUCAAAACAGCAGUGCACUUUUUAAAGGAAAAGCAGACUAAGAAAAUACUCCUUUCUCUAUUCUCUGACAGAGGUAAGUUCCUUGUUCUCUUCUCUCAUAUUAGAAAGCAUAUCUUGAAAAGACAUGACUGUUCACAACUGGGCUGCAUUUACAAUGUUGUUAGUUGCCAUUUCUGCAAGCCAAUUAAAAUUAAAUGCAUGGGGGAAAACCCCAACACUAUGGAUUUCAACAUCUUACUUGCAGCAAACUUGAGUGUUUAAUAAGGCUUAGUCCCUAUCAAGUUUGUGCGUUUAGGACAACCCCAGAUAUUUAUCAAUUAUAACAAUGCUAUAACCCCAGGUAUUUAUCAAUUAUAACAAUGAAAUUAUAUGAAAUUGCUUUAAAAAAAUAAUCUGUUGAGAAGUCAGAUCUCCUUCAGCAUGGCAGUGGCAAAUGGAUUUUGUGUAUGAGUUAGCAAAUUUAGGAUGUCAAAGAAGAUAGACAAGCAUAAUGUUAAGCAUUGCACCUUAUGGGAUUUUCCAGUAGUGUAUGAACUUACUUUGUUUCCAAGCAGACCUUAUGCAUUUCUUAUUGAAUACAUUGGUACCUCAGGUUACAUACGCUUCAGGUUACAGACUCCGCUAACCCAGAAAUAGUGCUUCAGGUUAAGAACUUUGCUUCAGGAUGAGAACAGAAAUCAUGCUCUGGCGGCACGGCAGCAGCAGGAGGCCCCAUUAGCUAAAGUGGUGCUUCAGGUUAAGAACAGUUUCAGGUUAAGAACGGACCUCCGGAAUGAAUUAAGUACUUAACCCGAGGUACCACUGUAGUUAUUAUCAGGGCUAGCCUCAUGGGUGAUGAGGGAACUGCCUCAGGUGACAGGAUCCACAGAGGCACCAGAUCCCAAUCCCCACUUGUUCCCAGUGUAAAUCUUCACUCAGUCCUUCUCCCCUGGUGAGGAGGGGGGUGCCAUUUUGCGGUUCACCUCAGGAGCCAAAAUGUCUUGGGCCAGCCCUGGUUAUUACUUGCAGAAUAGAGAUUUGCAAAUAUAAUGACUCAGGGCUCCAGGAGAGAAGACCCUCCAAUCUUCUCCUCCAAUCCCACUCCUGUGAAGUAAACCAAGCCAUGAUUUUGUUUAACUUUAGGUCUGAAACUGGUUUCCCCUGUUUAAUUCGCUCUGUGAGAUUGCCACUCACAGUUUGCCUGGGGGAAUUCACUUCAAGUCCGGUUUGGGAUGUAAAGCUAAGCCAAACCAUGGCUUUUGAAGCCUAGUGUAGACCAAAUGACAUCUUGAAGUCCCCUAUCAGUUAAACAAGGGCUGGCCCAUUCAAGAGGCAGACUGAGGAAGCUGCCUCAGACGGCUGAAUCCAAGGGGCAUCUUAUGUGAUCUUCCCAAGACUCUGGUAAGCGAGGCUUCUGUGUGAUGUUGCAGUGCUCUAGUGCAAUCUAUAUGAAACCCAAACCCCAAAGCUGUGCCACUCCAAAAAGCAAUACAGUGGUACCUUGGUUCUCAAACGCCUUGGUACUCAAACAACUUGGAACCCAAAGAUUGCAAACCCAGAAGUAAGUUUUCCGGUUUGCGAACUUUUUUCAGAAGCCGAAUAUGCUCCAUUUUGAGUGUUACGCUUCCAAUUUGAGUGUUAUGCUGAGGUCUGUCUGUUUUUGCUAUCUAUUUUUUAUUUUCGUUUUUGUGGCUUUUUUGUUUCGUUUUUGUGACUGUGUGGAACCCAAUUCAGCUACUGAUUAAUUCAUUGUGUGACUGCAGUACAUUGUUUAUUGCUUUCAUUUUAUGGAUCAGUGGUCUCAUUGGAUAGUAAAAAUCAUGUUAAAUUGCUGUUUUAGGGGUUGUUUUAAAAAAUCUGGAACGGAUUAAUCCAUUUUGCACUACUUUCUAUGGGAAAGCACACCUUGGUUUUGGAACGCUUUGGUUUGGAACGGACUCCUGCUUAUUGAUCAAUUAUCCUGAUUUAUUUGCACAAAGUUUUCAGGGAGGUUAGACAACAACUGCUAUUUAUUGAAGAUUCAUUUUGAUUUCUGUGCCAAGCAAUUGUUUUCCCAUACUUUCCAGCGCGUUUUGCUGCCACCUUCCUUAUAGCAAAAAGUCCAGUGGGGGGGGGGGAGAAGUGGGUUUAUUGUACAAGAGAACCAAAUCAACUUAAUCCUGUAACCUGAAUUUCCCAGAAUGUGAUUCAAUCUCACCCCAAAAGAGCAAGAGUACUCUAUGUUGUUUUUACCUAAAAAAUUAGUGUGGAAACAUGGCAGCUUCCCAUACUAUUAACUGGAUAUUAAGGCACACACAACAUACAUUUGAAGCACAUGCCCCUCAAAAGUAAUAAUUAUGGGAGCUGUAGUUCACUCUUCGCAAAACUACAAUUCCCAGCAUCCUUAACAAACAACAGUUCCCAGGAUUAUUGGGGGGGCAGAGAAUGUGUUUUAAAUGUAUGGUGAGUAGAUAGCAGACAUUAGUGCCAGAUUAGAAGCACAGGACAAAGUCACUUAAAUGAGUAGCUGUAUUAUCUCCCCAACCCACCUAUCUUCAAUCAGUUGACUGCACUUAUUGCUGUAAUUCAAUCAUAGUUUGUUACAUGCUGUCAGAGAAAAAUGACAGUACAAUAUAUAAAGAAAAUUAGAUGGAGCAGGAGUAUCUGGCUUUUCUAGUUGUGUUAAUCAUGGAAGCAAUCUUUGUCCUGGAAGUAAAUUUUAGGUUGCUAGGUAGGAUGUUGGGACGCGGGUGGCACUGUGGGUUAAACCACAGAGCUUAGGACUUGCUGAUCAGAAGGUGCAGCGGUUCAAAUCCCCACGACGGGGUGAGCUCCUGUUGCUCGGUCCCUGCUCCUGCCAACCUAGCAGUUCAAAAGCACGUCAAAGUGCAAGUAGAUAAAUACUCCGGCGGGAAGGUAAACAGUGUUUCCGUGCGCUGCUCUGGUUCGCCAGAAGCAGCUUAGUCAUGCUGGCCACAUGACCCGGAAGCUGUGCACCGGCUCCCUUGGCCAAUAAAGCGAGAUGAGCGCCCAGAGUCGGCCACGACUGGACCUAAUGGUCAGGGGUCCCUUUACCUUUACCUUUAGGGAGCCUCCCAGACUGGCAGGGGAUGGGCAGGGUAUAAGUAAUAAAUUUAUUAUUAUUAUUAUUAUUAUUCAUCAUCAUUAUUAAAUUGUAACUAGUUUUUUUAAGAGAAACUACACUAUCCGAACAAGAAAACAAAUACAGUUUCAAUGUUAAGAGUUCUGAAUUAAACAAAACAAAAAACCCAUACAUAUAUUUAUCCACCAUGGCAUGAUGCUGCAAUCCUUAAACUAGCAUGUGAUGCACCUCUAAAGUAUUAUCGCUUGUCAAAAAUCCCAGUCUGAAAAUCCCAUUUUUAUUACUCGUGGUUGUUUUCCCAUUUAAUUAGAAAAGAGGCAGUCUUACCUGUAUCUUAUCAGGUUGUUCUCAUACCUGGUUGCACAAAUUGUUCCCAGAAGAGGUAAAGAGGUCGAGGGGGUGACCUCUUUCAUGACCUCCGGCGUCUGUUAUAGGCAGAUGGGGGGGGGCAAUCACCCCCCUCCAACUUGCUGCUGUCUUUGCAGCGUAAUUACCUGUGUUUUAAAGAUUGCUUCAGUUCCCUAGGACAACCGCAAACAUUUACCGGAACAUGACCCCAGAGAAAACACUUGAUCCAAUUGGCUUCAGGCAAUCUGGGGCUUGCUAAAGCUUGUAGGUUAGUUUGUAGGACCAGCCACUAAUACCCUAAGUGCCCAUCUGCACCUUACAUUUAAAGCAGUACAGUAUAUCCCAGAGUUGGUCACGACGGGACCUAAUGGUCAGGGGUCCCUUUACCUUUUACCUUUAUGGGACGCGGGUGGCGCUGUGGGUUAAACCACAGAGCCUAGGACUUGCCGAUCAGAAGGUCGGUGGUUCGAAUCCCCGCGACAGGGUUUGCUCCCGUUGCUCGGUCCCUGCUCCUGCCAACCUAGCAGUUCAAAAGCACAAAGUGCAAGUAGAUAAAUAGGUACCGCUCCGGCGGGAAGGUAAACGGCGUUUCCGUGCGCUGCUCUGGUUCGCCAGAAGCGGCUUAGUCAUGCUGGCCGCAUGACCCGGAAGCUGUACGCCGGCUCCCUCGGCCAAUAAAGUGAGAUGAGCACCGCAAUCCCAGAGUCGGCCACAACUGGACCAAAUGGUCAGGAGUCCCUUUACCUUUUACCUUUAUAUGCCAUUUUAAACAGGUGUGACUUCCCCUCAAAGAAUCCUGAGCACUGUAGUUCGUUAAAUGUGCUGAGAGACCCCUAUUCCCUUCAGAAAGCUACAAUUCUCAAGAGUGGUUUAACCACCAACCCAUCUUCCCAGGGAAGUCUGGGAACUGUAGCUUGGUGAGGGUAAAAAGGGUCUCCUAAAACUCUCAGCACCAUUAACAAACUACAGUUCCCAGGGUACUUUGGGGGAAGCCAUGUCUAUUUAAAGUGUUAUGACAGCUAUUCCUGGACAGGUAUUCAUGUUGGUCACCUUUCCAUCAAUCUUCCAGCAUCCAGAUUACUGGAGGCAUCUGAUGUGCUGUAUUUUUGCCAGUUAGCAUCAGGAAACAAUAUGAGAUAGUGAAAUAUUGUAUGCCACCGAGUUGCCAGGACUCCUGAGAUUCAGACCUUGAGAUAAAAGUGGAGUCUGAUGGACAAGCUAGGGAUAGGAGCAGAGCAAAGAGCACACCCUCUGACUCGCUACCCUAAGAUUUUAACUUCUGCGCUCACCAGACCACCAAAAUCUCGGAGACCUGGAAACUCUGAAGCAUAAAAAGGCCGUACUAGACCCUGUGCAAGGGAAGGAAUAUUUUAGAAAUGGGCUCUUGGCUGCCAAGUUCCCAUACCAAAUAUAUUUACUUUCACCGUGGCAGUCUGCCAUAUCCCCAAAGCCUGGAGCGCAUAGCAGUAUUUAUAAGGACAAAGAGAAUGGUAUGUUUUGAAGGUGACUUAAUUUCUCAAAAGAAAGCGCAGUGUAGAAGUUUGAAAGUAACAUAAAAACACAGGAUUUUUUAAUCAGGAGAUAUAUUGGCAACCAAAGUAGGCGGUUUUAAUUUUAUUUUUUCUUGCAUUUCGUGCAUCUGAUUUAGUGAUCUCUCUAGCCCACAAAAGCUUCUUCUAUCAUAAAUUUGUUUGUCUUUAAGGUGAGGUACUCAUGAUUCAAACUUGAAGGAAGUGAUAUAUCAGGCUUUCCCAAACUUGAGUCACCAGCUGUUGUUGGACUACAACUCCCAUCAUCCCUAGCUAGCAGAACCAGUGGUCAGGGAUGAUGGGAAUUGUAGUCCAAAACCAGCUGGCGACCCAAGUUUAGGAAACCCUAAAAAGAGAGAGAGAGAGAAGGGGGAUUAGCUAUGCCAGUCUGCUGCAGCAUAUGCAUUUACAGUGGUACCUCGGGUUAAGUACUUAAUUCGUUCCGGAGGUCCGUUCUUAACCUGAAACUGUUCUUCACUUGAAGCACCACUUUAGAUAAUGGGGCCUCCUGCUGCUGCCGCGCCGCAGGAGCCCGAUUUCUGUUCUUAUCCUGAAGCAAAGUUCUUAACCUGAAGCACUAUUUCUGGGUUAGCGGAGUGUGUAACCUGAAGCGUAUGUAACCUGAAGCGUAUGUAACCCGAGGUACCACUGUAUUUAGUCUUUAAGAUACUGCAAGAGUCUGGGUUUUGUUGUUUUUGUAAUUUCUAUUACAGUGGUACCUCGGGUUACAGACGCUUCAGGUUACAGACUCCACUAACCCAGAAAUAGUACCUCAGGUUAAGAACUUUGCUUCAGGAUGAGAACAGAAAUCGUGCUCCGGCGGUGCGGCAGCAGCAGGAGGCCCCAUUAGCUAAAGUGGUGCUUCAGGUUAAGAACAGUUUCAGGUUAAGAACGGACUUGCGGAACGAAUUAAGUACUUAACCCGAGGUACGACUGUAUUACUUUAAGAGACUGGUGUGCUGAUUGACAUGUGUGUUGUACGAAGCCUGGGGAUACUGAAGUGAAGGAUAACACGAAUGUUUGCUUCGCAGCAGGGCUAACUAAACUAAAUCGGAAAAUGUUGCCAAAUGCACGUCUUGAGUUGCAGCCCACAUGCAAAACCUGCCAGACUGGUGACACAAGUUCAGAUGAUGGCAACAGACCUGUGUCUUUCAAAUCCAGCACAGUGGACGCUCGGGUUGCGAAUGUGAUCCGUGCGGGAUGCACGUUCACAACCCGCAACAUUCACAACCUGCAGCGGCACGUCUGCGCACGUGCGGGUUGCGUUUCAGCACUUCUGCGCAUGUGUAAAGCGCGAUUUAGCGCUUCUGCGCAUGUGCGACCUCCGAAACCCAGAAGUAGCCCACUCCAGUACUUCCGGGUUUCAGCGCAUCCGUAACCCGAAAAAAUGCAACUGGAAGCAUCUGUAACCCGAGGUUGUAUGACUGUAUGUACAAUCAUGUAUUAAAGUGCAGGACUGGGGUCUGAGUGAAGGGGCACACAGGCGCCAAACAAAUAAUGCAUUUGGAAUGCAAGGUAUGUUUACUCUCUUGGGCCCAGGGCCAUCCUGAGACAUUCUGACACCUGAGGCAGACCGCAAAAUGGCAGCCCCCUGUGCGUCAAGGUAGGAGGGGCGAGGGAAGAUCUACAUCAGGAACAAGAGCUAAUAAAUAUUGGCAUCUGGAUCUGCUGCCCUAGUGGAUCCUGCCGCCUGAGACGGUUGCCUCAUCUUGCCUCACGGAUGGGCCGGCCCUGCCUGGGCUCACAAGCACUGGCUUUCCUGGAUUACUGAGGAUCCCAUGUUGUUGUUGUUUAGUCGUUUAGUCGUGUCCGACUCUUCGUGACCCCAUAGACCAGAGCACGCCAGGCACUCCUGUCUUCCACUGCCUCCCGCAGUUUGGUCAAACUCAUGGUGGUAGCUUCGAGAACACUAUCCAACCAUCUUGUCCUCUGUCGUCCCCUUCUCCUUGUGCCCUCCAUCUUUCCCAACAUCAGGGUCUUUUCCAGGGAGUCUUCUCUUCUCAUGAGGUGGCCAAAGUAUUAUUGGAGCCUCAGCUUCAGGAUCUGUCCUUCCAGUGAGCACUCAGGGCUGAUUUCCUUAAGAAUGGAUAGGUUUGAUCUUCUUGCAGUCCAUGGGACUCUCAAGAGUCUCCUCCAGCACCAUAAUUCAAAAGCGCCAAUUCUUCGGCGAUCAGCCUUCUUUAUGGUCUAGCUCUCACUUCCAUACAUCACUACUGGGAAAACCAUAGCUUUAAUUAUAUGGACCUUUGUCAGUAAGGUGAUGUCUCUGCUUUUUAAGAUGCUGUCUAGGUUUGUCAUUGCUUUUCUCCCAAGAAGCAGGCAUCUUUUAAUUUCAUGGCUGCUGUCGCCAUCUGCAGUGAUCAUGGAGCCCAAGAAAGUAAAAUCUCUCACUGCCUCCAUUUCUUCCCCUUCUAUUUGCCAGGAGGUGAUGGGCCCAGUGGCCACGAUCUUCAUUUUUUUGAUGUUGAGUUUCAGACCAUAUUUUGCGCUCUCCUCUUUCACCCUCAAUAAAAGGUUCUUUAAUUCCUCCUCAUAUCAGUGCCAUAUCAGUGAGGAUCCCAUAUCAGUGCCCAAACAUCAUUACAGACAUGCAAAACCAAGUCGCUUCCCUUUAAAUGCAAACAGCAGCUUCAGAGGAAGCGGUUUCGUUUCAACAGUUGCAGGGAGAGAAACGCUCAAUCAGCUGGGCUUUGACCUGAUCCACCAGAGCUCUGCUUAUGUUUCCUCUCGGUGCUCCACACAGGUGGUUGCCAUCAUAUCUACGGCUGACACAACAUACUUCUAACACUGAAUUAUGUAUAUUUGCUUCAGCAUUGAAAUUACUUGUGUACCAGGCUAAGUGCCAACUCAAGUAAUUAAAAACGCUUAUUACGGCAGAUCUGGAAUGUCACCAAGGAAGUCCAGGAACACUCGACUGGCUUCUCAUUCCAACAGGCCAGUGUAAGUAAGUGCCUUGUUUGUACAAACUUACCACAGUGAAAUAGAGAACUGGAAUUGCCUCUACUUUCACAUCUGAUAUGGCCCAGGGUCACAGAACUGAAGAGUUUUGUCUGGGAUGGUCUGCAACAGAUAUAAUCAUGCCUGAAAGCAAAGCAGAUGGUUUUAGGGAUGGUGGUGAUGAGCUUUGAGAUGCUCUCAAGAUGUGGUGGUGUGUACUGGCAUACUUUUUUAAAGCAAUUAGGAAGACCAUUGAAGGCGAUAACUCUAUCAAUGGUUAUUUAUUAGGUACAAUAGCAAUGUCUGCUGUAGUAGUACUCUACAAAGUCUGCUGGAAAAUGCACAGAGGUUUAUUCUGGAUGCAACUGAAGCUCUGUUUAUACCUUUUGAUGGAAGCUUUUGUCCAGGCUUGCACACUCUUCAGUUCGUAUUUGGAUAAAAACAAUGCAGCCUGGUCACAAAACUUGUUAAUUAACUAUAUAUACUGGGCCCUUUAAGUCUGAUUGAUUGAAAUUAUAUCAACCUUUGCUUCCUCAUUUGUUGCUUUCCCAUUAAAGCAGAACCCAGAAGCUGUGGGUUUCCUUUAAACAUCUGUAAUAAACACUGUGGCAGAUUCUCAUCACCAAAAGCUUCCUGUCUCGGAAGGGUCGCCUUGAUAAAGUUACAGCCCAAUCACCUUAAUGGAAGUGGAAUUAAGUUAGCAGCAGAAAAUACUAAGGAGUGACUGGGAAAGUCUUCAGUUGUGAUCUCAUGUCUGGGAAAGGAAACUUGAUCCAUUAUGCUGAAUGCAAAUCUAGCAUGCUGCGUUCAUGCAACCUCAAUGAAAAAGUCAUUUCAUUCAGAAAGCAUAAUGUGAAAUGCUGUAAUAUAAAUAGGGGGAGGAGGUGGGAUGGUGGUAGUAGUCCUGGAAGUUACCUAAAGGAGUAGAAUGAUGUAAUGGCCAGUGGGAGGAGGCAGAGUCCCUCAGCACUCAGAAUUCCCCCUGCCUUUGGACAUUAGAAGAAAUGCAAAACUGCCUGCUGAGAAUUCCUUUUGCUGAAGGACCCUGCAAAGAAAGAUUAAGGCGGACAGAAUAACCUUUCCUGUAAGUUUUUCUCUUCUCUCUCUGACUGGUAGCAUGUGUUAUUUGGACUAAAUGAAAAGCAACACUCGCCUUUGCUCGGGCCUCUCCUUUUCCUCCUCUCCUUUUCCUGUCACCCCCGACUUUGUGAUUGUAAGGUCUUUGGGACAGAGACCCAUCUCUUCUUUGCCAUUCCAUUCAUGUAUACAGAUGACGCUAUCUAUGCAAAAUAAUAAUAUGCAGUGUUAAGCUGUUUAGCAAAGCUUCCUAGAGUUUAAAUCGAGAGCAUGUUACUGGGCAGUGUAAAAUGAACAAUUUACACGGUACCUAUUUACCUGGAAGUAAGCCCUAUUGAUUUCCAGGUAUCUUACUUUCAAGUAGAGGGAUAUAGUCGUGGGACACAAGUUUAUGUCCUAUAUAUGCACAUGGAGACAGACGUUGUGCAACAGAGCUUCCAAUAUAUACAGUAGUACCUCAGGUUAAGUACUUAAUUCGUUCCGGAGGUCCGUUCUUAACCUGAAAGUGUUCUUAACCUGAAGCACCACUUUAGAUAAUGGGGCCUCUUGCUGCCGCCACAGCCCGAUUUCUGUUCUUAUCCUGAAGCAAAGUUCUUAACCUGAAGCACUAUUUCUGGGUUAGUGAAGUGUGUAACCUGAAGCGUAUGUAACCUGAAGUGUAUGUAACCUGAGGUACCACUGUACCGUGACAGCUGAGAUUCCUAAUUAUCCAGGAGUAGAACAACACUGUUUAAAUUUCCGCAGUGCAAAAUUACCGACGUACUGGGAACUUUCUGCUCGGAUGUUAUAGUAGAUGUUAUUUUUCCAGUACUUUCUGAUCCUACAUUUUCUCCAACUGCCUCAAGGCCAUGGGCACAGCCUCUUCCCUCCUACCCCAACCCCACAAUGUUAUCCUUGUUAACAGCUGUUUGAAUAAGAUAAAGCUGCAAUAUAAUGAUCUGGUUUAAGAUAAGGCUGCAAUAUAAUGAUCUGGUUUGCAGAUGAGAUGCCAGUAAGCCAAACUAUGGCUUAGCAGGACUGCAAAAACCUGCGGGAUUGCAGAGACAGGAGAAAAUCUACCUUAGCCAAUGGUUGAAGUGGGAAUCAACGGUUGUCAGGUGGCCGGGGGGGGGGGGAGAGGGGAGCAGUGCCUCCUAUUUGCCAAGAGGCCAUGUAAAGGCAGCUUUUGUGGGGGGGGGAGUGCCAAGAAGGGAGCAGAUCUGGCCUCAAAGGAAUGUUCUGUAGCCCUUGAAACCCUGUCAGAUGAUGAUGCAUUCCUUGGAGGCUGAAUCUGCUGCCCCUGUGGAUCCUACCGCCUGAGGCAGUCGCCUCACCUUGCCUCAUGGAUGGGCCGGUCCUGCUCCCUGGUCUUUUUUGCUCCCAUGUACACUGUGUUAGGGACGCGGGUGGCGCUGUGGGUUAAACCACAGAGCCUAGGAUUUGCCAAUCAGAAGGUCAGCUGUUCAAAUCCCCGCAAAGGGGUGAGCUCCUGCCAACCUAGCAGUCGAAAGCACGUCAAAGUGCAAGUAGAUAAAUAGGUACCACUCCGUCGGGAGGGUAAACGGCGUUUCCGUGCGCUGCUCUGGUUCGCCAGAAGCAGCUUAGUCAUGCUGGCCACAUGAUCCGGAAGCUGUAUGCCGGCUCCCUCGGCCAAUAAAGUGAGAUUAGCGCUGCAACCCCAGAGUUGGCCACAACUGGUCCUAAUGGUCAGGGGUCCCUUUACCUUUAUACUGUGUUAAGCCAAUCUUUGGCUUAGUGUGCCAUCAAGACUCCUCUCUGGGAGCUGGCACACUGGCACAAUCCUUGUAAACCAUAGUUUAGCUUAUCUUGUCACACAAGCCAGGUCAUCCAGCAAACAUCAUGGCUGAUCAGGGAGUUGAAUGUUGCGGAAGUCCAACAUUUCAACUGUUAUACCACAUUAGCUCUUAUGCUAACAGGCAGUAAAUACAUAUAUCUUCCAAUUACCAGCUUCAUAUAUGCAGGGGAGCCUGUUGUGAACCACCCAGAGAUCUAGAGGUGAAGGGCAGUAUACAAAAUGUAGUAAUAAUGAUGAUGAUGAUAAUAAUAAUAAUAAUAAUAAUAAUAAUAAUAACCUGUUCUGCUCCCCAAAAUGAACUAGCAUAAUUUACUAAAACUGCCCAUGUCUACUACUUUGAACUAUCUCUUCACCAUUAUGAGUGAAGAGAUCAACUUAGGAGACAAAGGACAGAGCUACAGACAACUUAUUAUUAAAGUGCUGUGAAGGAUAAUGAGCAUUCAACAAACCAUGGGUUAGAUUUCUUUCCCGACGAGGUACAAUCUCAGCCAUAUAUCACCUCCUAACCAAAGAGAACCAAACAGAUCCAUGCAAAUUUAAGUAACUGUACUAUCUAACUACCAAAGAUUUACAAAGCAGGUAGAAUUUCAACUAUUUGCCUCUUUAGUGUCCUUUGACUUAUAUUCCCACCUCCUAAACAAACAGGAAAAACAGGGUUGUCUUAUAUGAGAAUGAGUAGCCCAUAACACUGAAUUUUGUGAAAUGCCUUUGAAUGAUAACAUCAAAGUUUUGCCUUUUAGGGGUCAUAAGACUCUUUGCUGUUUUUGUUCCAACCAACUAACUCUGGCUACCCCUCUGGAAAUUUAGACAAUAAAUAGCACAUGAGAUAACGGGGUUUAUUAUGGAAAAAGAUGCAACUCAACUGAGAAAAGCUAUACACAGUAUCCUGGGGCCUGUGUAAUCGUUAGGGAUGGAUUCUUUAUUUGCAGUACUUUUACUUUGUUGUGUUCCCACCUUAAAUCGCUCAAAGGCCUAAAUGUGUAGUUACAAGAAAACAAAUUAGCAUAUGGAAAUUGUAUGCAAAUUUAUGCCAUGGACCUUUUAAGAAUCUAGCAACACCCCUGCCAUUGAAUGUCCCCUGAGCUUUCCUUGAAUAUCCCCCCCCCCAAAAUAAGUUCCAAAACUGGGGUGGGGGGGGACUGGUGCAGUAGGGAAGGAUCUCCGAAUAAGGGCCUGUAUAUUUAAGAAAGUAUUGCUCUUGAGAACUUUUUGACAGUUGCUGUUUGAAGAGCUCUCUGACCAAAGUCUUGAAGGUUGCUGCUGCUUUAAGAAAUAAACAGGAGUAUUCAUCUAAAUUGGUAAGGUGUAAUUUUAGUUUAUACUGUUAGCACACAACUAAUCCUUUCACGGCUUCUAUCACUGCUGUCAAAGGCGUAAUUGUGCAAAAUGAAGUGCAGGACACAGCUGCAUUUCAUACGCCUUGUGGACCUACUUCGAUGAAUAGCUAUCUGUCAGAAGCCACUUUGCACUUGGGAAACUGGAGGGUAUAGGCAUUUGGGAAAUGCCUAAAAGAGGGGAAAGGUGUUAAGCUGUUGACACUGAUGCGGGAAGAAUGGAGGGAGAGGCAGGCCUCAGCCUGGUGCUAAAACUCAGUAGCUUGUCUUUUGAUUAAGAAUGCCCAAUGCAUUCCAACCAUAGGCAGUCCUCAGGGCCGAGCAAAUGACAUAUGCUUAAAAAUGGAUGUUCAAACGAAUACAAAUAGCCAUAAGGAAUAUGAAGUAAAGAUGAUGUAAUACUGCAAGAACGACUCAAACAGAUUUUCCCGUCAACAUCCACACAGUGCAUUUAUAAGUGCUAACAGACAUGGAGGGAUGAACAUAUGAAGGCGCUGUAUGCCAAGCUUACGCUGGCUGGCAGUGGUUUUUAGGCUCAGGCAGAGGGUCAUCUGCUAUAUGAAUGGCAUCCCAUGAAACUGUUAGCAGACCUUGCAGCUUGGGUGAACUAGAUUGGAAGAAGCACUUACAGUUUCUGGAGUUCAAAGGCUUUAUGCAUGCAGGAACUAUUUAUAGGAUGAGUGGUGAGUGGAGACAGAAGGGAGGGCAAUAGCAGACAUCUUGUCUGGAGACAGCAGCAACAAGGCUCAGCUCUUUAGGGUGUAGUUAGUUAACUUGACAUAGAGGCUUACAAACAAGUGCUGUCUGGGUUGCUAGAUGAACAGUGCCCACUGGUGGUUCAAAGUAACAUACACAUUAACUGUGAACUAUGGCCUUCUCGGUAGUGGUGCCCUCCCUGUGGAACACCCUCCCUUCAGAUGUCAAGGAAAUAAACAACUAUCUGACUUUUAGAAGACAUCUGAAGGCAGCCCUAUACCGGAAAGUUUUUAAUGUUUGAUGCUUUAUUAUGUUUUAUAUAUUCUGUAAGCUGCCCAGAGUGGCUGGGGAAACCCAGCCAGAUGCACGGGGUGUAAAUAAUAAAAUUAUAGUCAUCUUCAUCAAUAUAAGGAAAUGUCUUGGCUUUCCAUCCCAAAACACUCAACAAUAAAACAGUUGCAAAUCCAAAGAGAUACAGGCUGAGAUAAGAAUCUCCACUUGAAAGGCUUGCUGAAAAAAGGAGGUCUUCAACAGGCACCAAAGAGAAUAGAGACAGAACUUAUCUGAUAAGUUAUGGGAACGAAUUCCAGAGGGUGGGCUGAUUCCUGCAUCACAUAGAAUGGACCUCCUGGUAUGAAGAUGCAGAGUAUAGUAAUAGGCUGGGUAUGUAAUCUGUGAUAUUGGUCUUUUAGGGCACCACCUGAUUUUUUAAGUGGAUGUGCCAAGGAACUUGGGCCUUUCAGAGGUUGCUGAGCCAUGCUCACCCCCUGCAGCCCCAGGGAUGAAGAAUAAGAAUUUUACAAGGUAAGGACCAUGUCCAUGAUAUCAGUGUAAAUUAUUUGCCGCCUUGUGAAAUGAACAUUGGAAUUAAAAAAAUCUUUCAAGCAUCCUUAUUGUGAAAACCUAAUUUGACUUGGGUAAAACAUUCAAAAAAUAGGUGCUAAGCUUGGACAGGGCAUGGAGGUGGGGGGAAACGCACAGCGCGUUGCUAAAGUGGUACCUCAGGUUAAGAACAGUUUCAGGGUAAGAACGGACCUCCAGAACCCAUUAAGUUCUUAACCCGAGGAAGCUAUUAAACACCAGGCCCUAGCAAACUGUUGAUCAGGUUUCAUUUCCACAGAUCAUAUCUUGCAAUGAGUCAGACAUGAGUAAAACGGCCUCUUUUGAAGAUGAAUUUCCUCACACAGUGUAUUCAUCUAAUUUGCUUUUCAGAUCGCUCCCCAUUGCUUCCAGCCAACAAGACUGAAACACCAUCAGCUGAUGCCAUUGAGUUGCCUCACACUGUUGGCUUUUGCGCUUGCCUUUUGAUGUAUGCAAUGCCGCCCUGUUCCCUCUACGUUUCCUGCAUGCCGCUAAGAGAACAUUCGUCAACGAAUCCAGGUGUGCCCAUGCAGGCAGCUUGCAAACUGGGUCCUGGGGAAAGCUGCUGCAAACCUUAGACCUGGCACCGGAGGAAUAUGUGGGCUCUGCCGCCAGAUGCUUAGCAGAACAUGGUUCGUCGAGGGAUCGUGGCAUGGCUCCCUCGGGUGGCCGUUCUGCUGGUGGUCCUCUGUUGUGCGGUGUCCGUGCUCUACAUGCUGGCCUGCACCCCGCGAGGUGACAACCAGCAGCUUGCCUUCCCCAGAGCCAACAGCCCUACGGGUAAAGAGGAGUACCAGGCGAUCUUGCAGGAAAGGGAAGAACACCACUGGGACUAUAUCAGCAGUCUGAAGAGGCAGAUUGCAGAGCUGAAAGAUGAGCUCCAGGAAAGGAGCCAGCAGCUGAAGAACAUGCAAGGCCACAGCACGGACUUGUUGGGAGUGGGGAUAGACCGGAGGGACCCCCAGAAGCCCCAGAAAGCCCUCUUGCAGUUCCUGCAUUCCCAGGUGGACAAAGCAGAGGUGCACACGGGAAUGAAGCUGCCCAAUGAGUAUGCUGCGGUGCCCUUUGAGAGCUUCACCCUUCACAGAGUGUACCAGCUAGAGAUGGGUUUGACGCGUCACCCCGAGGAGAAGCCGGUGCGGAAGGACAAGAGAGAUGAGUUGGCGGAGGCUGUUGAGCUGGGCUUGGAGACUUUGAACAGCCCAGAGAGGAACAGCAACACAAACCGCCGGGCAUAUUCCCCCUCUGACUUCAUAGAAGGUGUGUAUUCUUGGGAGUCACUCAGGGAUUGGUGAGGGAGUUUCUUGAAGGGGAUUCCUUAGACAAGGUGGGAGACUCCUUUUCUGUCCUCAGGUAGAAGCCGAGCUAGGCUUGGAUGGGAUUAAAAGUGCUAGUGUUCCAAUGUCCCUUUGGUAAAGCUCAGUAGCAAAAUACAGAAAGACUCCAGAAAUUGAACGGUAACAAAGGGCCUAUUCUACCUGGUGCCAAUCUCUCCAAUUACUUUCCCCAGAUAAUCUGUAUCUGUAUUUAAUUCACAAAUCACAAUUAGGGGGUGUAUACUUCCCAAACAUCUUAGGUAAAUACCUAAAAGACUUAAUGUGUGGAAUGGGUUUUAGUGAAAAUGAAACCAGAACACUUAUACAAACACUCUGAUGACAGAAGAAGGCCUGUUUGAGGCAAAUUUUGCUUUUUAAAUAAAUUCAUUACAUUUGUGUCCCGUCUUUCCUCCAAGGCAGUGGUUCUCAACCUGUGGGUCCCCAGAUGUUGUUGGACUACAACUCCCAUCAUCCCUGAGCUCUGGCCUUGCUAGCUAGGGGUAAUGGGAGUUGUAGUUCAACAACAUCUGGGGACCCACAGGUUGAGAAAGGCUGCUCCAAGGAGCUCAAGGUGGCAUAUCUGGUUCUCUUCCUCCCCACUUUUUAACCUGACAACAACCCUGUGAGGUAGGUUAGGCUGAGAGACUGUGAUUGGCCCAAGGACACCUAGUGAGAUUUGCGGCCGAGCAGCAAGUUCAACGCUGGACUCCCCGAUCCUAGUCCAGCCUUCUAACCACCACACCACAUAUAACAAUAACGCAUAAAAUGGGAGUGCAGGAUCUGUUUUUUCUUUAGCAAAAUUCCCACCCCCUACCCCCGUCCACUACUUAUCAACCCCCCAGCCAACCUCAGAUUUUUUCUCCCAGGUAGUAUUCUUUCAGAUAUUGGAACCCAGCUUAGCACAGGACAGGAUAACAACGAAAAUGAAGCUUUGGGGGAGAAAGCCACAGCCACAGGUUUAAACCACAGGGCCUACUGUCAUCAUUUGAGCCUUGUUAAAGGUAAAGGGCCCCUGACCAUUAGGUCCAGUCGCGGACGACUCUGGGGUUGCGGCGCUCAUUUCGCUUUAUUCGCUGAGGGAGCCGGCGUACAGCUUCCGGGUCAUGUAGCCAGCAUGACUAAGCCGCUUCUGGCGAACCAGAGCAACGCAUGGAAACGCCGUUUACCUUCCCACCGGAGUGGUACCUAUUUAUCUACUUGCACUUUGAUGUGCUUUCGAACUGCUAGGUUGGCAGGAGCAGGGACCGAGCAACGGGAGCUCACCCCGUCACGGGGAUUCGAACCGCUGACCUUCUGAUCGGCAAGCCCUAGGCUCAGUGGCUUGACCCACAGCGCCACCCGCAUCCCACUGAGCCUUAUUAGGUAUAUCUAACUUCUGCUAAGUGCAGCAACCAGUUUUUGUGUUUCAUUUUUUAUACUUGCAAUAAAAUUUAAAAAAUACAAGCAACGAAAAGGAAGAAUAUAAAAAUAUAGCCAGGUUGAUAUUUUGGAGAAAAAUGAAAGUGAAUGGGAAACUGAGGAGCAAAGUAACUGUUGACAAAGUUUGGGUGUGUAAGUUAUUUAGCUGAAUCAUGAGGGGAAAUGACCAUCUAUAUUUGCUUGGAAUGUGAUCAGAAACUUGGAAGACUUCUAUAUACAAGAAAAAGGGAAACCAUGGGAUCUUUAACAGCUUUUUAAAAUAAAACAGUGGAAGGCCUUCAUUUCUGCACUUGCUGAGUAAGUUUGUAUAUAAUCACUUCAUCCCAAAUUUGAUCAAUCCACUGUUGUUUGGGAGAUGUCCAGCACGACUUCAACCUUCUCUGCUGCACACAGUUGCUUAAGAAGCGAUUUUGACUGAUUUUCUUUCCACUCAGCACUCAGAGGCCGCCUUCUUUAGAAAAAGCAAAGCAAAGGGUAGACUCUUCUGGCUUGCAUAUCAAUAGCAAAACUGCUUAAUCGUCUCCUGAAAGUCUAGCAGAGCACAUUCAUCUCAUCUGAUGCAACUCCUCUAGGUGCAGAGUCAUCUUCAGCCCUACAGAAUAGAAUAACAACACACCUUCAAAGUUAGUCCACUUCUUAACUCUUUCAGUGGCAGUUCCUUGCUUCAGGAUUAGGACUUUGACUCAUGAGAACGGGAAUCAUUAAGGAAACACACCAGUUGCUGCAAUGGCUCUGUUGAAACAUGAUUUUGUUUUUUUUUAAAUGAUAUUUAUUAAAAUUUCAAAAGGAAACGAUUACAUUAAAAAGAAAAUUAACAGUAAAAAGAAAAAAUACAAAAUACAAAAAAGAAAAACCAAUUAAAAACAAUUCCAUCUUUUCAUCACUUCUUUUACAUUUACUUGUUUCCCAGACCUCCUCAUACCUCCCUCUUUUGUAUUCCAAUUCAAUUUAUUAGUCCAGCGAUUCCUUUCCCUCCUUUUUGAUCCUGAUCUUGAAUCCUGAUAUAUUAUAACAUUAAAUUUUUAGAUAUUAAAAACCAAUUUUUCCAUAUUCUUUUAUACCAUUACCGCUAGAAACUGCAUAACAUCAAUCCGUCAUCAUUCUAACAUUCAUUAAUUUUACAAUAUUUCUGUAAGUAGUCUUUAAAUUUCUUCCAAUCUUCUUCCACCGACUCUUCUCCCUGGUCUCGGAUUCUGCCAGUCAUUUCCGCCAAUUCCAUAUAGUCCAUCAUUUUCAUCUGCCAUUCCUCCAGUGUGGGUAGAUCUUGUGUCUUCCAAUGCUUUGCAAUAAGUAUUCUUGCUGCUGUUGUAGCAUACAUAAAGAAAGUUCUGUCCUUCUUUAACACCGAUUGGUCGACUAUGCCCAGGAGAAAGGCCUCUGGUUUCUUCAAGAAGGUAUAUUUAAAUACCUUUUUUAAUUCAUUAUAAAUCAUCUCCCAGAAAACCUUAAUCCUUGGGCACGUCCACCAAAGGUGAAAGAAUGUACCUUCAUGAAACAUGUUUUUAAAAGUGUGCAGUUUUCCAAGUAAAGCUAAAGGGUAAAGGGACCCCUGACCAUUAGGUCCAGUCAUGGCCGACUCUGGGGUUGCGGCGCUCAUCUCGCUUUAUUGGCCGAGGGAGCCGGCAUACAGCUUCCGGGUCAUGUGGCCAGCAUGACUAAGCUGCUUCUGGCCAACCAGAGCAGUGCACAGAAAUGCCUUUUAUCUUCCCACUGGAGAGGUACCUAUUUAUCUACUUGCACUUUGACGUGCUUUCGAACCGCUAGGUGGGCAGGAGCAGGGACGAAGCAACGGGAGCUCACCCCAUCGCGGGGAUUCGAACUGCCAACCUUCCACUUGGCAAGCCCUAGGCUCUGUGGUUUAGACCACAGUGCCACCCGCGUCCCAUGCAGCUUUCCAAAGGGUGGCAUAUAAAGCAUUUUUAUGCAAUUCUUUCACAGUGGCUGUGAUGAUGACACCUGUUUUCUGGGUGGCAUCGAGAAACCUGCUAGUUCAUCAAGCUUCUUUUAUAUUUCACAGAAUCAUAGAAACGCAGAAUUGUAGUAUUGGCUGGGAUUCUGGGGCUCAUCCUGACCAACCCUCGACAAUACAGGAAUCUCAGCUAAAGCAUCCAUGGCAGAUGGCUGUCCAACUUCUGCUUCAAAACCUCCAAGGAAGGAGAACCCAUUACCUCCUGAGGGAGAUUGUUCCACUGCCAAACAGUUCUUACUAUCAGAUAGCUCUUCCUGGUGUUUACUUGGAAUCUGCUUUCUAGUGACAUGAAGUCAUUGGCUUCGGUUCUGCCCUCUGGAGCAGGAGAAAACAUCCCCUAUGGGACAGCCCUUGAGAUAUUUGAAGAUGGCUAUCAUAUCUCCUCUCAAGUCUCUUCUUUUCCAGGCUAAACAUGCCCAGCUCCUUCAACCAAGCUCCUCAUAAGACUUGGUUUCCAGACCUUUGAUCAUCUUGGUUGCCCUCCUCUGCACACGUUCCAGCUUCUCAAUAUCCUUCUUAAAUUGUGACAUCCAGGAUCAGACACAGUAUUCCAGGUGUGGUCUGACCAAGGCAGAAUAGAGUGGUACUAUUACUUCCCUUCAGGAUUUUUGUUGGGGGGAGUGCAGGCCUUUUGAUAGAGAGGGCAGAACCUCAGUUUGCUAUGACUUUUAUUGAUUUUUAUUGAUUCAGGAAGGGAAACUGCCUACUUUAUGUGAAUCAAAUGAAAUAGGAACGGCUGUUGGGACUGUAGAGAAGAGUAUCUGAGAAACCAAAACAGGACUGUGCUUAACUCUUCCCGUAACAUUAUAUUUUCCCACAUUCUCAGUAGCUUGAACUUCAGCUCAUCUUCCUAGGAGAUUCACGAGGAAACAAAUUUUAAAAGGAAAUAACUUCUAGUUGAGAAGGAGAUGAAAACCUUGCCUACAAAAUAACAAAAUUAAGGGAAUACAAAAUGAGUCUUGCAGCAAGCCCCGAGUGCUACAUUUUCCCUCCAUAUGAGCAGAAAAAAAACCAAAGUAUAAAUCUGCACUCACUUCUGAAAUUCCUUGCUAACUGCUGCUUUCCCCUUUGUUUCCCUGACAGGCCUUCGUCGGAUAGAGAGAGAUAAAGGCACUCUGUACGAGUUGAUAUUCAAGGGAGGCAAAGCAUACGAAUUUGAGCGAAUUGUCCUAUUCAGACCGUUUGGCCCCAUCAUGAAAGUUAAGAAUGAAAACCUCAAUAUGGCCGACACCCUUAUCAAUGUCAUAGUCCCUCUGGCUAAAAGAGCCAGCAAGUUCCGGCAAUUCAUGCAGAAUUUCAGGUUAGUAAAGCUGCAUGCUCUCACUGCCUCCCCAGAGCCGUGCACCGAUACUUCUUCUUUGGUAAUAAUAGCUUUUCUUACAAAUACAGUCAUAGGUAAAGGUAAAGGGACCCCUGACCAUUAGGUCCAGUCGUGGCCAACUCUGGGGUUGUGGUGCUCAUCUCGCUUUAUUGGCUGAAGAAGCCGGCGUACAGCUUCCGGGUCAUGUGGCCAGCAUGACUAAGCCGCUUCUGGCGAACCAGAGCAGCGCACGGAAACGCCGUUUACCUUCCCGCCGGAGCGGUACCUAUUUAUCUACUUGCACUUUGACGUGCUUUCAAACUGCUAGGUUGGCAGGAGCAGGGACCGCAACGGGAGCUCACCCCGUCGCAGGGAUUCGAACCGCCGACCUUCUGAUCGGCAAGUCCUAGGCUCUGUGGUUUAGACCACAGCGCCACCCGCGUCCGAAUACAGUCAUACCGCGGGAUAAAUACGCUUCAGGAUAAGUAUUUUCGGGUUGUGCUCCGCGGCGACCCGGAAGUAACGGAGCGUGUUACUUCCGGGUUUCGCCGCUCACGCAUGCGCAGAUGGUCAAAAUGAUGUCACACGCAUGCGCAGAAGCGGUGAACCGUGACCCGCACACGCACAGUUGCAUCUUACAUUCUGUUCAAGAUGCGGAUGGGGCUCCGGAGCGGAUCCCGUUUGCAUCCCGAGUUACCACUGUAUGCAAGCAGAGUAUUAAGUAGUGGGUUGACAAAGCAGAUGACACAGAGAUUUCUCCAAGUAGUUCUUUAUAAGUAAGCUGGGACUGAACUGAACUGAACACAGCUCAACCGGCUGGCUUUUAUAGGCAGCUGGCUGUCAACAUUGUAACAACACCCCAGGGUUUCCCGCCUAAAUUAACUGACGUGGACCUGAGUGAAAACUAUAUACAGUGGUACCUCGGGUUAAGUACUUAAUUCGUUCCAGAGGUCCGCUCUUAACCUGAAGCACCACUUUAGCUAAAGCGGCCUCCCGCUGCCGCUGCGCCGCCGGAGCACGAUUUCUGUUCUCAUCCUGAAGCAAAGUUCUUAACCCGAGGUACUAUUUCUGGGUUAGCGGAGUCUGUAAGCUGAAGCGUAUGUAACCUGAAGCGUAUGUAACCCGAGGUACCACUGUACACAAUACCCCUGGUGGCCAGGGUGAGAACUUCAAUACAUAACACAGAGCAUCAGCGCAGGCAAGGCUGUCCAUUUAGUUUCGCUUUAAUUAGUUACAAUUUUAUUAAGUUUCUUUUAGGUUUUACCUUACCCUUAUCCCCUAGCUCAGUGGAAGAGUACAGUCAAACCUCAGUCUCUGAAUGCCUCCAUUUUAGAAUUUUUCGGCCAGGAGCGUAGCUAGCUGCUCUGGCACCCGGAGCAGCGGGGGCGGGGCAAUCCGCCUAGGGGGGUGGCGAAGCGGGCUGCCCAUGGAGUCAGCCUGGCAGUCACAAGCCCUAUGCCGCCAUUUCGGGCAGUGCGGUGCCCCAAGCUACGUCAUUCCCAGGAGAGACGUGUGGCUCGGGUGCACUGCAGGCCAGGCCCCGCGGUAAGUGUCGCCCCCGCAGUGUGCUAUUUUGUCACGCCCCGCACUCCUUCCUACGCCCCUGUUUUGGGCUCCCGAACACUGAAAAACCAGAAGUAAGUGUUCCAGUUUUCGAACGUUUUCCGGAAGCCGAACAUUUGACGCGGCUUCCGCUUGAGUGCAGGAAGAUACAGCAGCCAACCGGAAGCUGUGUUUCGGUUUACGUGUGACAAUCAAGGUUUGACUGUACAUGCUUUUCAUGCCAAAGGCCCCAGUUUCAUUCCUUGGCAUCUCAUGGCCGAAACUUUGUACAGGAUGAAAACAGAGCAAACCUUGUGGGGUCUCUAGGCUCUCUCCAGCUACUGCGGAGAAGUCCGAGUCCCAAAAUCCAGUUUUAACCAUUCGUAUCCAGGGAGGUGCAUGCACAUAAAUGCACACAGAGCGUCCCUGCCCUUCCAUCCCCCCCAUCAUAUAACACAUGAUGUAACAUACUCAAACUGAAACUAUGAAAACCACACAAGUUACAGGGAACCAGGCAAGUUACAGGGAACCAGGCAGAGGGCCUUCUUGGUGGUGGAACGCCCUCCCACCAGAUGUCAAAGAGAACAACAACUACCAGUCUUUUAGAAGACAUCUGAAGGCAGCCCUGUUUAGGGAAGCUUUUAAUGUCUGAUGUAUUACGGUAUUUUAAUAUUUUGUUGGAAGCCGCCCAGAGUGGCUGGGGAACCCCAGCCAGAUGGGCAGGGUAUAAGUAAUAAAUUAUUGUUGUUAUUAUAAAACCAGUAGCAGAACUAAGGUGUGCGUCACUGUGGCCAGAUCAUGCAUAAUGGAAGGAAGCUUACACAUUUACUUCUGUUCCAGGGAGAUGGGUAUACAGCAGGACAGGAGAAUUCACCUCACUAUAGUUUACUUUGGGAAAGAACAAAUGAGCGAGGUAAAAGGAAUCCUUGAAAACACCUCCAGGUGAGUACAACCACGGAUGCCGUUCUUUCUUCAGAAAUCAAAGGGCAAACACUUGUUGGGCUGCCCUUCCUGUUAAGUUGUGGGUGAACAUAUCAGACGACACAGCGAUUCUUCAAACAACUCUUGUUUAUUCACAGGCCAGAACAGAACUGACUGAAGGGUUCAGUCAGCCUGCUUAUAUAGAGCUCCAGUACAACGUAACUGUAACCAUUUUCUUUAACUAUCCAAUCACUGAACGUCACUUUCGAUCCCUUAUUUGCAUAACUAUCUACAGUAUCCCCCUGCUGGCCCAGGGUGAGAACUUCAGUACAUAACACUUCCCAUCUCAUCUCAUUAGUGGUAAAGCCAUGUUUUUGUUUGGGUUGGAAGGCCUGUUUUGUACCAGCAAUGUUGUAUGACCCGGCUGCGGUUUUUCAGUGGAAAGAGGAAACCACUUCGUUGUGUCUGCAUGCUCAGAGGCGCAUCUUAUCACAUGUUACCCUAACAAUAGUUUCUGAAACUGGGUAUCUGGGCCAGACAGAGUGGGAGGGAGCAGGAGAACCUACUGGUCAUGGUUCCACGCUCAAAUGGGGUCUCAGAUUUAGACAUAUAUUUUUUUUUGGCAUUUGUAAGUCCCACAGUUCUUUUUAAUGCUUCUCAGACUAAAAUGUGACACACACUGUCAUCUUAGAGCUGCCGCUUCAAGCAACUAAGAGAUGCGAUUUGGCAGAAGACUUUUUUUAAAGGUUUUGUUUUGUUAAACUGCUUUAGUUUCUGUCUUAUGAAGGAGUUAGAAAUGCUCAUAAAUAUCAGUAAAUAUAUAUAUAUAUACACCUGCUCUAAUGGCAGUAGUUCAGGAGCCUCAAAAGCUGAAAGUGGCAAAAGCCUUUCUAGACCUGAAAGAUGGUCCACUGGUUACUUGGAUGAAACUCAGCUCCCUGUUAGGAAGAGAAAUUCCAGUUAAUAUUAUUAUUACUAUCCACAGGGGUGGCCAACUCUCAAGAGACUUGAUAUAAUUUCAUAAUUAAAAACUGGCAGUGAUCUAUCCCCAUUUUUUAGGGGUUCAUCUCAAAGUUGUUGAGCUUUUUUAGGGGUUAAAAAGUUUUUUUGUGAGGGGGAACGUCUGUUUUUGGGGGGGAGGGGGUUAAAGUAGGGUUACCAGACGUCCCCAGUUCCUGGGGACAGUCCCCAGAUUUGCAAAUCUGUCCCCGGGGAGCAUGGCAGCGGCAGCCUCAGCAGCCAGGAGCCAGCCUGGUAGCGCAAUUGGCUCUGGCCGGCUUCAGGAGCUGCUCGUUGCCAUGGCACCCACCAUUUUUCCUCGCCAGAAGUCCCCAUAUGAUGUGUCGUUUGCACAACACAUCAUAUGGGGACUUCCAGAGAGGAAAAAUGGGCACCACAUCAGUGAGCAGCUCCUGAAGCCGGCCAGAGCCAACUAUGCUACCAGGCUGGCUUCGGGCUGCCUACUGCUGCUGCUGCCGUCGCCACUGCCAAAGGGGAACUGGGGACGUCCAGCGGUACAGAUCUCCUGCCCCCUUUGUUUUGACUGAUCGGGGGAGGCUCGGGAGUUGCGGGCCGGUGUUGCCCAGUUUUUUAAAAAACAUUGCGUAUUUAUGUUUCACAGGGUGGGAAAGAAGGUCUUUGCAUCUUGCCUGGCAGAGAAACCGCGUCCCUUGUGUACCCCUUGGGCAAUGGCCGCCCACCCAUGACUCCCAAACCUCCCCUGAGCUGUCAAAACAAAGGGGGAAGGGGGCAGGAGAUCGGGGAAGGCUUGGGAGUCACGGGUGGGCGGUGCACUGUUGCCCAGUAUUUUAAAAACUCUGCACAUUUAUGUUUCACAGGGUGUGAAAGAAGGGCUUUGCACAUUUAUAUAAUAUGCAUGUGUGCUUGGGUCCAGGGUCUUUUGCCUCACCAUCCCCGCUACUGACUCCCUGUUGCUACCCAGCUUCAAAAAACAAAACAAAACAAAAGUGUCCCCAGAUUCAUUGAAAAAAAUCUGGUAACCAUAGGUUAAAGGCAAGGGGCAAAGGGGUAAAGUCACUCACAAAAAGAGCUCUAUGGAUGAAACAGAGAAAGCUCCAUCUUUCCUUCCAGAGAUCAAACAAUGGAGGGCAGGGCAAGGGGGCGUGACAGGAGUCAGUUUUAAAAAUGCUAAGGAAAGGGAGCCAGAGAUUGACCGCGAUCUAACAAAACCUCGCGGGGAUCUACCAGUAGAUCGCAAUCAACCCGUUGGACAUCCCUGCACUAGAGAAACUCGUUUCAGAAUUUGUCAGGAACCACCCCAUCCUGCAAGAUCUGUCAGAUGUAGCUGACCCUUCUAGCAUGUGGAAUAGUGAACAGUGGGCGUGGAACUAUUUCCCUCUGAGCUUGAGCAAGUGCCAACAUUUAUGACACUAUUAAAAACACAUUUGUGCUCUCAAGCCUUGGCUGGUGCUUGACUCCGGCAAGAUAAAGGUAAAGAUAAAGGGACCCCUGACCAUUAGGUCCAGUCGUGGUUGACUCUGGGGUUGCGGCGCUCAUCUCGCUUUAUUGGCCGAGGGAGCCGGCGUACAGCUUCCGGGUCAUGUGGCCAGCAUGACUAAGCCGCUUCUGGCGAACCAGAGCAGCGCACGGAAACGCCGUUUACCUUCCCACCAGAGCGGUACCUAUUUAUCUACUUGCACUUUGACGUGCUUUCGAACUGCUAGGUUGGCAGGAGCAGGGACCGAGCAACGGGAGCUCACCCCGUCGCAGGGAUACGAACCGCUGACCUUCUGAUCGGCAAGUCCUAGGCUCUGUGGUUUAACCCACAGCGCCACCCACAUCCCUCUCCGGCAAGAUACUAUACUCUUUAAAGCUGCUCUGGUUUACCAGCUGCUUUCAGUCUUUUGUGAUGCUGGUGUCUGGUAUGUAUUUUAAGAUUGUCGUUCACCAGCUCGAGACUGAUGUGAAGGGCAGUCUAAAAAAAGUUUUAAUACAUAAAAAAUACUCUACUAUAUUUCCCAAAGCACAUUUUGUGAUGUGGUCUCUCAUUAAGGCCAGAAACCGGUAAAAUCCAGAUCAGCCAACUUAGCAUUCAGGACUCAAGGCCAUUCCAGCAGCCGCCACAACAAAUCUGUUUGUCAUUAAGGUGCCACAAGACUCUCUUAUUUCUUCACUAGUGACGGGUGCUCCUGUUUGGUGCACAAUUCAUAGCUCUUCUUUGCUUUUUGGUUCAUUUUAUUUUCCAAAUGUAUUAUUUAGUAAUGCAAAAAAGACAUUAUAUUGUCUUAUCAGCAGAAAGUACUGUGCAGAUCACAGUAUUACAUUAAACGUAACAAAAAAUAAGGAGUAAGGUUAAAUACCUUCCCCAAAUCUUUGAUUCCAAAAGGCAAUACAAACCAUCCAUAUUUCAAUAACUCUAUUUAAAUAUCUUGUUACUAUUUAAAUAUCUCUAUUUAAAUAUCUUGUUAUUUAAAUAUCUUGUUUCUCACGCAUGAUUAUAGUUGUAAGAUAUGCUUAUGUAGCAAUGACUAUUGGAUCUUACAGCAAUAUCUCACGACUUCCUGAAUAUUGCUCAGAAUUAUGCACCAUUUUAAAAACAUGAUGACAUCACCAAAAGCUCUGCACUUAAUUGCCCCAUAUUCUCCAGCAUUAAUCACCAGGCAUCCUUUAUAAGUGCUUCAAUUUGUGGGUGAUUAAAUACAAUAAAUACCCCGUCUUUAAAAAUUAUGUAUCAAAUUUACUGAUAUCAGAGUUUUACAUAUUUUAUUUCCUGUUCAGUUCUAGGUAUUCUCCUGUACAUUAAUUCCUAGAUCUUUCCCCUAUUUGGGGGGAAUUUUGUUGUUGCUGUUGCUGCUGCUUCUGCUUCUGCUUCUUAUUUUAACUAUUUGUCUUCCUAAAGACAAAAGAGGCCAAAUAAUGCUUAUGUUGCCAUUCCUCCUUAUAUAGAUCAGCCAACUUCAAGAAUUAUACCUUCAUCCAGCUGAACGAAGAGUUCUCAAGAGGGAAAGGUCUGGACGUGGGUGCACGGUUUUGGAAAGGAAGCAAUGUUGUCCUCUUCUUCUGUGACGUAGAUAUAUACUUCACAGCAGAAUUUCUCAACACAUGUAGACUGAACACACAACCAGGUAUAGCUAUCCUUAGAUUUAGACCUUGGUCUGUUUCACCAACAUAGAGCGCUCAUCCAUGCUUGUCCCGUGCCAAGAAAGCAUGGGUCGAAGUGUUUUGCCUUUGCCUUUGCCCAUAGCUGUCAACUUACAGAUUUGAAAAUAAGGGACCAGCAACCUCAAAAAUAAGGGACCAGCAGCCAAAAUAAGGGAUUUUCCGGAAACAGGUAUGUUCAACUUCUGAGCCCCUCCGAGCCAAAGGCAGAAAGCCCAGCCAGCAGCCAAACAAAGCCUCAAGCGGUGGUUCCCACAGCGCAGCAACCCGGCAAAGGGGAUGCAGCAAGGGAAACCACCGUCACCUCUCAGCUGGGAAGCGCUGAGCAAAGGCGAGUCCCCAGGCAACGCGGCCGAUUUGAUUGGCACAAGGCAUGCAAGCUCCACCCCCCAGUCGUUCUUAGACUCCUUAUUGGGUGAGCAACGCAGCCAAGCAACACAGUUGGAGCCUCCCUCCUCCCUGGCCGGCAGGGAGGGAGGGAGAGGAGCUGCUUCCUUUGAAACCCGAGAAAUUUAAGGGACAUCAUCAAUAAGGGACAGCAGCGGGACACAGCGCUGGGAUAAGAGGCUUUCCUGCCAAAUAAGGGACGGUUAACAGCUAUGCCUUUGCCCCGCUGCUUUCCCCUGGAAAACCUACUCUUUAGUGCUAAAUUGGAACAAACAGCAAUCAGCAGGAAACUCGACUGCUCCCCCCCCGCCAAUUCAGUGCUAAAAUAUGGGCUUCCCCAGGGGAAAGUGGUGGGGCAAAUGGAAGUUUGGAUGAGCCUUAGGUUACAGCCCCUGUGACACAAGUGCAGGAUAGCUGGGAUCCAAGGAACUCGACAGCAAAGUUGCUAUCAGAAUGAUACCACUUUAAUCAACAGAACAAAGCAACUCCAAAAAGUUGGAUUCUUUUUCUACAAAAGGCUACAAACCCCCAAGGGCACUUAAAUCUAAGGCUAUGAACAUAAAAGUCAACACAUUCCAGAAUAAAAAAACAUAUAUGCAAACGUAGCACAAAUAACCCUGUUUUUUCAACACACUCUCAUUUUUAGGGAAGAAGGUGUUUUACCCAGUUCUUUUUAGCCAGUAUAAUCCAGGCCUAAUUUAUGGACACCACGAUUCCAUUCCACCUGUAGAACAGCAGUUGGUAAGUAAAUGGGUUAAAUGGCUUUAAAUGAUGUUCUAAAUCCAUAUAUACUAGGGAAAAAAGGCACACAAAUGUUAUCCCGCCUAAAAUAUGGAACUGUUUCAGCUCAAAAUCUUUUUAAAAUUGUGACGCACCAAUUAGAAGGCAAAGGAGCUUAGGACUGUGGUUUAUGAAUAUGCUGAGAAAGGGCAGCAAGGGAACUUUUGGACUGGUCUCUAUUUUCAGGUGAGAUUCGAUCACCAGCAAAUUCAUGUUGUGCAAUUAUAGUUCAUUGGGAUCUCUUGUGCAACAUACCUGCUCCCCCCCCCCAACUGGACUUUUUUCAAUAAGGGGGCAUGAUGUGGAAAUGCAUUGGGAAGUUUGGGAUAAGGCUUGCUUCAAUGCAGCAUCAGCUAACACCCCCAGAUAAAUCAGAAUAAAUGCUCAUUAAAGAGGCAACAUCAUCUAAUCUCCCUGCAAACAAAUCAGGAUGAACAUGCAGUAAUGAUAUCAUCUGAAAGUGAUGAUGCCUUAGUAUUCAAAUCCCAAACCUCAGCUUGUCUGAAAUCAGCAAAAACAUGAAUUGCGUGUUCAGACCCAGAAACCUCCCCCCUAAAUAAAUUCACACGACUCAAAUUUUGGUUUUGGUUUUGGGCAGAAUUUAGGCCACAACUUUACUGAUUACAGAAAGUGACUGGUUGCAUAGGCUCUGGUUCGACUAGCUCCCUGCCAUGCAGGUAGCGCUGACCCAGGGUUCCAGCAUAGGUCAGCCAGGGGUGAACACCUGGAUAAGUGGAAAGCCGGGAAUGGGCUAACUCUGCCACCCAAAUGUCCCCCUGGACUCAGGCACGGGCACAACCCCCUCUCAGGGGUUGACCAAACCAUCGAGUCCCUGGAUUCAUUUAACAGAAUACCCUUCACCAUAGGGAUGGCGAGAGCAUUCUCCAUCCCUAUCACCUGAACCAGAGCCUAUCUGCAACCUUACAAGUUGUGACGAUUUGCUACGCGGCAGGCGAAACCCAAAUGGCAACAGCCCAUCAGCCAAGUGGGGAGAAUUCCUGCCGUGCCCCUGUCCCAAUGACAGACGACACACGACGACAUAGCAAGGUCAAGCGCACAGCCCUAAAAGUAGGGUGAGGUCGGCGGGUGUUCCAAAUGCACACGCCGAAAGAGGAAGCUCUGGGUCACGUGCAUGGGCAUAAAUAGGUCCCUUGAACUGUUUGGACUGCGUCCCAUUGGCCAGAUUGCACCCAGCCUCGAGGAACCUACCAAUCAGGUGUUGUGGCUGACCAAUGUUCCCACCCACAACACAGGGUGUCGGUUUUCCAGUUCUCACUGCAAUAUGUGCCCUCCUUAAGGGUAAAAGGUAAAAAGAUAAAGGGACCCCUGACCAUUAGGUCCACUCGUGGCCGACUCUGGGGUUGCGGCGCUCAUCUCACUUUAUUGGCCAAGGGAGCCGGCGUACAGCUUCCGGGUCCUGUGGCCAGCAUGACUAAGCCGCUUCUGGCGAACCAGAGCAGUGCACAGAAAUGCCGUUUACCUUCCCGCCAGAGCGGUACCUAUUUAUCUACUUGCACUUUGACGUGCUUUUGAACUGCUAGGUUGGCAGGAGCGGAAUCGAGCAACGGGAGCUCACCCCGUCGCAGAGAUUCGAACCGCCAACCUUCUGAUCGGCAAGUCCAAGAGGCUCAGUGGUUUAACCCACAGCGCCACCCGCGUCCUCUUUAAGGGAGGACCCGAUUAAUGGACUAUUACAUUCCACGUCUAUCAUGAGACAUUUUUUCUCUGUAGCCUCCCCAGGCUGCAGGUUGGGGAUAAUAAGAAUGGGCUGCACUUGUAUUAGCGGGGAAAAUGUAAAAAUGUUUUAAAACUCCUCAAGUCCACAUUUUUUCAUACAAAAUAAAAGUCAAGAGUCCAGGAGUCUUUGCUUCCACUUUGUUUGGUGGUGCUGGUGUCUGCUGCCCAAUCCUGGAUUUCUCCAUGGUUUCAAGCAUCACUAACAAGCCUUGUCUCCAGAUGAUGGAAGUGUCAGUCUCCUUUUUUUUAAAUAUGUCUAUAGCAGUAUGACAGUUUCAAGUGGCAGAUUUAUUUGGUAUGGAUAUAGCUAAAGACUGUGUAGGGACCUCACACACUAGGUGGGCCACCUGAAGACAUGCCAAGUCCUUAUUGUGUAUCUGAUUCCAGUGGCGUAGCGUGGGGGGUGCAGGGGGGGCCGGCCGCACCGGGCGCAACAUCUGGGGGGGGGGCGCGCUCGCACUCACAGCUCUCUGCCCCUACCUGGCUCACUCUCUCUCUCACUGCAGUGCUGGCUGUGCGAAUCCGAUCCGAGCCGCUGGGUCGCCGCCCACUGUGGAGGGGGUGGGUGCCAGGCGUGCGGUGCGGAGAGAGAGCGAGGGACUAUCUGGGGGAGGGACAGUGCAGCGGCCGCCCAGCACAGCGCUGAGCGUGGAAGAGAACCACACCAGACCAGACCAGGCAGCAGCAAGAAGAAGCUGGCAGCGGCGGCAGGUUAGGGGUUAGGGGUUAGGGGGUGCAAAUUACUUGCCUUGCCCCGGGUUAGGGGCGCAAAUUACUUGCCUUGCCCCGGGUGCUGACAACCCACGCUACGCCGCUGUCUGAUUCUAACAUGUGUGAUGUAAGAAUAUGAAAGAACGGCAAAGGUGAGAGAUAAGGGAGUGUUACCUGACUGCAGCUGGAAGCAGCCACCGCACAGGGAUAAAUGAUCUUUAUGUGAAAUAUGCACGCACAUAUACACAGAUAAACACACCUUUCUUUCUUCCAGGUUAUAAAAAAGGAGACGGGGUUUUGGAGAGACUUUGGUUUCGGAAUGACUUGCCAAUACCGCUCUGAUUAUAUCAACAUUGGUAAGAAAUGAAAUCAAAUGAAUAUUUAGAUAUUAAAUCCGAUCAAGGCUAGUUCCCACCAUGCCAAAUUGGUGUUACCUUUAUGUGGGGCACAGACAAGCCCCUUCUCUGGACCCUUAAGGCUCCCAAGCCAUUUUGGGAAUACAGUGGUACCUCCGGUUGUGGGCAGGAUCCGUUCUGGAGCUCCGGUCAGAUCCCGAGGUUUCCGCAACUGGAGGUGCCGCUUCUGCACAUGGCUCAGUUUAGCAUUUCUGCGCAUGUGUGCGGUGCGUAGAGCACUUCUGCGCAUAACGAAACCUGGAAAAAUACAUCCGGGUUUGCCGCAUAUGUAUCCCAAAGGAUAUGUAACUGGAGGUGAACACAAGUAGAGGUACCAUUGUAUAUUUUAAAACAUUGAGUCGUAUCCUGAUCUGAUCCAAAAGACUCUGCAAGUAAAGAAACGCAUUGACUCUUGAUUUCUCGCAGUGGCAACCAUCUUGAAAGGCUUUCCCCUCAGUUCCUGGGCCCACAGGUCUCUCUCCUUGUGCCACAAUCGCAUGAAACCUGUCUUUUUUUUCCUUAGGAGGAUUUGAUCUCGACAUAAAAGGCUGGGGAGGAGAAGACGUACAUCUGUACCGCAAAUACCUUCACAGCAACCUCAUUGUGGUCAGGACGCCUGUCCGGGGCCUCUUCCACCUCUGGCAUGAAAAGCACUGCUUGGAUGAGCUGACCCCAGAGCAGUACAAAAUGUGCAUUCAGUCCAAGGCCAUGAAUGAAGCCUCUCACGGCCAGCUGGGGAUGCUGUUCUUCAGGAGGGAAAUCGAGGCUCAUCGGCGCAAGCAGAAAGCAAGCAAUAAGAAGUCUUGAAGCCAAAUGAGGUCUUACUUGGAGAUAAAAACCAAGAACCUCAAAAUCUGACUCAGAAGGCUGUUCCCAAAACCACACUCGCAGGAGAGGAAAUGCUUCUCUUGGUUAUUUGCUUGCGGGGCUUUUGAUACCACCGUAGCCUUUUCUCUGUGCCCACACUGCAGCACACUCCAUUACGGCAUGGAGAAUAGCUUCCCCUCCAACCCCUCAACGGUUUGAUAUUUGAAGGACAAACAAGGUGGUUUUCCAACUUUGACUGACGCUACAAUAGGAUUACACAAAGCUUUACAUUUUAUCAAAUGGGUAGCGAGGUGCUCAUAAACUUGGAUUGAAUGAAAUCCCAGGGAGAUCUUUACAGAGUGGAGCCUGUAAUGCUGAAAUGAGGUUACUGACAAUAGCCCCGAUCCAGUUUUUCCUAGACUCUGUUGUUGUGAGUAACCAGUGGCCCUAGAUAGGGGAUGCACACGCAUAUCUGGGCCACAUGUGCCGCCAAUCCAAUUCAGUGGGGGUUACCAUAACACAAUGACUAGGAUCCAGAUCAGUUGCGUGGGUCAGGGCUCUCUUUUCAGACGAGCAUUUAGAUGUUUAUCUAAUGACUCCUAGCAGCUAGAAAGCGAACAAUGAAAGUUGAAUGUAUUAGCUCUAUAUGGAAGCCAACACCAUUAUCAAAAUUCAUUCUCUCUCUCUCUCAUAUACACCCACCCACAUGCCUCACAAAGCCAUAUCUUCUGAACUUCUGUGGAGUCAGUAAAGAUAAUAUGGUCACUUGUCCUUGAGUCUUCUCAAUUAUCAUUCUUUGCUUGUCCUCAACAGCGCACUUUGGGUUUUGUGUCCCUUUGCGCACACUUAACAUGCACAGAGCUGCUGAGAUGUAGCACAAUUUAACGGAAUGGUGAAAUGUUUUUGUGACUAGAUCUAAGGUCAGGUGGAUUGGUAAGUAAAGCCAAGAGGGGCUUUUAGCUAGAAGCACCAGUCCUGACUUGCACUGAACCUCAUACAGUUUGGAGACAUUAAAGAGAGAUGGAUUUAGCAGACAAUGAUUUUAUCUAGGACUUGACAUUAAUAUUUGCUGACUUGGAUUCUGCUUUCUUCUUACUCUUACGUGUUUGAGGUUCCAGCCUUUAAAACAGAGCAUCAUUUAAAUACAGACACAGAUGAAAAUAUAAGGUAUAUAUUUCCUGACAUACCUAGCUGUACAAACAAUUAGAUAAUACUGAUAAUUGAAAAGCAAGGGUAUAUAGUGGAGCCUUGUCCAGAUUCUGCGCAGAGAAGGCAAAUAGUCUCUUUUAAAAUUUCAGCCACUUUGCCUUUCAUUUUGGCAAAUCUUGAUCCAGAGUUUCUCACUCCAGGCCCCUGCAGAAAAGCGCUAUUUUUGUUCUGCAACAUGUUAUUGGCUCAAUAAUAGUGCAUUUAGUGAUGGAUUUAUACUGGACCAUCCACACAUGAUUCCACUUUAUUAUUCGUUCUGCGAUGCUUCUUCAAUGGUAUUUCAGUGCUGCUGUCUAGAGGGACACUCUUUGUACUAUAGCUCUACCAAAGCAGGACACAGAAUAAACUGGAACAUUUCCGGUACAAAAAGUGACAGGACAUCGGGAGAAAGUUACAGGACGUGCACUGAUUGGAAAGGAAGCAGUGUGUUCACCCUGAAACAUCUGGAGGCACAAACAGUAUUGGAAGUGGAAUCAAGUACAACCUCUCCAAUCGCAUCAUGAGCACAAAUCAUGAAGGCACAACGGGGGCCCAACCACACUUUUCCAUCCCCCCCCCCCGAUUCAGUGCUAAACCACGGGUUUUCUGGGGGAAAGAAGUGGGGCAAAUGCAAAACCACUCAGACCCAGCUUUCUAGGCCCAGGGGAAGCGUGAGUCUAAAAAGGGUGGCCCUCCACAGUGAACUGAAGAACACAAUUAAAAUGGGAUUCAGGCAAUGGAUGAGUCCAUUCCUUUACAGAGAGAGGGCUUGGUUAAAAAACCCCCCCGCAACAUUUCUCCUAACAUUUCCUAGCAAAAAACAGCAACACCCCUUUUUAGCAGCCCUAUUUUCAUACCCAGAGUCAGCAUUCAAAGUCCCCAUCGUUGCAUCCGCAACACAUGAGCAUCCAUUGCGAAGGACGGUUCUUUAUCUGCUGGUCAUUUACUUCGCAACCGUCUGUACUGCACUGGGUGCUGAAACAGGUAGUAUGUCUGCCUGGGUGGCUGUGGAGCAACAAAAGGAAAACAGUAGCAGUGUAGCGUGGGGACAAAUUUUCCGUCGCGCACGCUGGAGUCACUUGGCUUCACUUAGCAUCUGCCACCUGCAGAGACUGAGCUUCUAGCGAGUUCUGGAGAGGGCUGAAACUGGGAGAACUACCCUGCCUGGAUGUGACACACUGGCAGGUUUUAAUGGCACCCCACCCCCCAACAACUCCAAAGACAAAACGGCGAUAAGCCAGGGACAUGAUUUCACCGGGGUCUGAUCGCAGGAAAUGGAGGCAGUUUGAAGAUAUGAACAGUGGCCUUACUGCUCUUGACCACAUUCACUGGCUAAUGGGAGCAGAGAGGGCCCACCUUUCUGAAGACGACCCUAUUUCUGCAUUUGUGGCUUUCGCUAAUAAUAAUACAACCCUUUCAAGUAUUUACAGGAAAUGUGAAUUACACUUUGGAAAUGUUCUAUGUCUCCUGAUUGAACAGGAACACACAAGGGCAGGAUUCAGCCUGAACAAAGGUGUCUAUGGAAAGUUUUAAUUGCUGUAAUUAUCUUUCAAAAUAGAUUUAUUCUUUUGCUAUUUUC
Messenger RNA from Podarcis lilfordi (Lilford's wall lizard), 34640 nucleotides. The record is from the annotation of a GenBank genome assembly. Lineage: Eukaryota; Metazoa; Chordata; Lepidosauria; Squamata; Lacertidae.